AAAAAAGAAGCAUUUUUUCCUAAAUCUUAACACAUUCUAGAACCUCUCUGUCUCUUUCAAUUUCUCAAAAAUUAAAACUUGUUCUUUGACGGAGCCGACGACAUUGAAGGACCUCGCUAUCUGAAGCUCGUUGAUCAUCUACGAUUACAAUACCACCAAAAAGCUCAACUUGUAAAACAAAAAUGUCUUCAAAGUGGCGAGCUUUGCAACAUCGCACCUUCUUUGAGACCAAUCUAAGCUUACCUCUGUGUUAUUGUCCCAAGUUUCACUCCGACAUUCAAGAGUUGUUUCGUCGUUUAGAGAGAUUGUGGGCAACGAUUCUGUGUCUAGAGUGGCUUUAUCAGUGAUGGUUUUGCCAAAAGUGGAAUACUUGGUUUAUAUAAUUGAAGAUUGCGCAGUUUUGGUGGGUUAUGAUGUUCUUUUCGGCUUGAAUGGUAUUUGUCUUAGAGACUGAAGCUUGUGUUAGGCCCCUUACUGUUAUGGAACAAUACCAAGAGGUUUUCUCUUACUCAUAUUACAUUUUUUCAGCAGUUUCCGGCUAAAUUUAAGGGUUUAAUUGAGGAGGAUGCAAGUUCAAUAGAGAGGUCAAGUAAACAUUUUAAAACCGGUGGUGUUUUCUUAGGACCGUUAUGUGGAUAUGUGCUGCUUUACAGGCGUGUCUCGAAGAAGCAGAGCUAUGGUGUGAGUUUAUGUGCUACUUUACAGGUCUGUCCUGAAGAUGAAGAGCUUGGAUUAUUCAUAGCGCAAGAUCAAGACGUCUAUGUUAUCAGAUGAUUAUCAUCGAAUGCUAGACUUAGAAUAAUAUGGAACAGCUUGGAGGACCCUUUGAGCCAGCCAAACAAAACAAGUUCAUCUCUCAUGUUUGAAUAUUUCCAGUACCUCGUGAGAUGGGUCUUCAACCCCGGAGAUUUCCCAUCCCCGCCACAGGGACUUAAGAGUGAUCUAGUGAGACUAGUAGACAAGUGUUUGACAUGUAAAUCGAUAACCACCAUAGAGAGAAGCUUCUUCUUGCAGUUACCAUCUACAGAAACUACCAAACAAGGACUUGUCCUGGGCACAACUACUCGACUGAAUGGGAGGUGGUGCGGAAGCAGAUGACGACAGAAUUAUGGUGCCAACCGGUUGUAUUUUGGUGUCAACCGGUUAUCUUCAUGACGAUACAUCUGAUCUGUGGUAUUCUGGUAUUGGUAUGGGAAGGCCUCAGGAGUUGGAGGAUAAGGUUAGAGAGUCUAGGAAGAAGAAGGAACGUGACGUUGUAGAUGAUGAUACUGUUAAUGAUCCGCAAAGUAAGAGGCGUCGUGUUAGGGCUGAUACUGAUGAUGAAGCGGUUUAUCAUCCCAAGACUAAGGAGACGAGGGCUGCUUAUGAGGCCAUGCUUAGUCUUAUUCAGUUGCAGUUGGGUGGGCCACCUCUGAAUGUUGUUGUUGGUGCGGCAGAUGAGAUUUUGGCUCUUCUCAAGAACGAAACAUUUGGAAACUCUGAGAAAGAGAUGGAGAUUGAGAAGUUGCUGAACUUUAUUAACAAUCGCUAUUUGGAUCAGCUUGUUUCCAUUGGAAAGUUGAUCACCGACUUUCAAGAGACUGGUGAUUCUUCUGGUGGUGGUGGUGGUAAAGCUAAUGAUGAUGGUUUGGGCGUGGCUGUUGAAUUUGAGGAGAAGGGAGUAGAUGAUGAGGAGAGUGAUCCUGCUGAUAUGGUUCAAGAGGAAGAUGAUGAGGAGGAUGAAGAGACUACCAGAACUAGAGGUAUGCGGGUUGGUGCAGGGAUAAAUGACGAGGAUGAAGGACACUCAAAUGAGGGCACAGAUCUUAAUGUUCAUGACAUUGAUGCAUUUUGGCUCCAGAGAAAGAUAUCUCAUGCAUAUGAACAGCAGAUUGAUCCACAACAAUGCCAGGUACUUGCAGAAGAGCUUCUUAAGAUACUCGCUGAAGGGGAUGAUAUGGAUGUUGAGAAAAAGCUGCUUGUGCACCUUCAGUUUGAAAAGUUUAGCCUUGUUAAAUUUCUGCUGCGGAACCGUCUUAAGGUUGUGUGGUGCACUCGUUUGGCUAGGGCAGAAGAUCAGGAAAAGAGGAAUCGAAUUGAGGAGACGAUGAGGGGGUUGGCCCCAGAGUUGACAACAAUUGUGGAGCAGUUGCAUGCAACAAGAGCAACAGCGAAGGAGAGGGAGGAAAACCUGCAAAAAAGUAUUAAUGAAGAAAUCCGACAUUUUAAGCAUGAAACUGGUGGUGAUGGAGGCAGAGGCAGGAGAGCUGUUGCUGAUAGAGAUUUAGAGACUGGUUGGAUGAAGGGUCAGCGUCAGAUGCUUGACCUGGACAGCUUGGCUUUUGACCAGGGUGGUCUCCUGAUGGGGGAGAAGAAGUGUGACUUUCCCCCUGGCUCUUACAUAAGUCAUGGUAAGGGAUAUGAUGAAGUUCAUGUGCCAUGGGUUUCUAAAAAAGUGGAUAGCAAUGAGAAGCUUGUGAAGAUUACUGAAAUGCCUGAUUGGGCCCAACCAGCUUUUAAGGGAAUGCGACAUUUAAACAGCGUUCAGAGCAAAGUGUAUGACACUGCACUUUUCAAGGCAGAGAACAUUCUUCUUUGUGCUCCAACUGGUGCUGGGAAAACCAAUGUUGCUAUGCUUACCAUACUGCAGCAACUUGAAUUGAAUAGGAACGAAGAUGGAACUUAUAACCAUGGAGAUGACAAAAUUGUCUAUGUUGCACCCAUGAAAGCCCUUGUUACUGAAGUUGUAGGUAAUUUGUCUAAUCGUCUUAAAGAUUAUGGAGUUACUGUGAGAGAACUCAGUGGGGAUCAGUCACUAACUGGGAGAGAAAUUAAAGAGACUCAGAUAAUUGUUACAACACCAGAGAAAUGGGAUAUCAUCACUAGGAAGUCUGGAGAUCGAACUUAUACACAGCUUGUGAGACUUCUUAUAAUCGAUGAAAUUCAUCUCCUUCAUGAUAGUCGAGGGCCUGUGCUUGAAAGCAUUGUCGCUAGGACUCUUAGGCAAAUUGAAACCACGAAAGAGAAUAUUCGGCUGGUGGGUUUAUCUGCUACACUGCCAAAUUAUGAAGACGUGGCCUUAUUUUUGCGGGUUGAUCUUAAGAAAGGUUUGUUUAAAUUUGACAGCAGCUACAGACCUGUGUCUCUCCAUCAGCAGUAUAUUGGAAUCACUGUGAAAAAACCCUUGCAUAGGUUCCAAUUGAUGAAUGAUCUAUGCUAUCAGAAAGUAUUGGCUGGCGCUGGAAAGCACCAGGUCCUUAUUUUUGUUCAUUCGAGGAAGGAAACAGCAAAAACUGCAAAAGCAAUACGGGACUCUGCAAUAGCGAAUGAUACAGUCAGCAGACUCGUGGAGGAAGAUAGUGUAAGUCGUGGAGUUCUUCGGAGUCACAUGGACAUUGUUAAAAAUCGUGACCUGCAAGACAUUCUACCAUACGGUUUUGCAAUUCAUCAUGCUGGGUUAACAAGGAGUGAUCGUGAGAUUGUUGAGUAUCUUUUUGCUCAAGGGCAUGUGAAAGUCUUGGUUUCCACAGCAACUCUCGCAUGGGGCGUGAAUCUGCCUGCACAUACCGUUAUUAUAAAAGGAACCCAGGUGUAUAAUCCUGAAAAAGGAGCGUGGAUGGAGCUGAGUCCUCUAGAUGUUAUGCAGAUGCUUGGUCGUGCUGGAAGACCUCAGUAUGAUCAACAUGGGGAGGGUAUAAUUAUCACUGGCCACAGUGAGCUGCAAUAUUAUCUUUCUUUGAUGAAUGAGCAACUACCUAUUGAAAGCCAGUUUAUUUCCAGACUUGCUGAUCAGCUUAAUGCUGAAAUAGUGCUUGGAACCGUUCAGAAUGCUAGAGAGGCUUGCCAUUGGCUUGGUUAUACAUAUUUAUAUAUCCGUAUGGUUCGUAAUCCAACGCUGUAUGGCUUAGCACCUGAUGCCCUUGCAAACGACGUAGUGUUGGAGGAGAGAAGAGCUGACUUGAUACACUCGACUGCUACUAUCUUGGACAAAAACAAUUUGGUUAAGUAUGACAGGAAAAGUGGAUACUUUCAAGCUACAGACUUGGGACGCAUUGCUAGCUACUAUUACAUAACCCAUGGGACUAUAGCUACAUACAAUGAGCAUUUGAAGCCAACAAUGGGUGAUAUAGAUCUUUGUCGUCUGUUCUCACUGAGUGAGGAGUUCAAGUAUGUGACUGUUCGGCAAGAUGAGAAGAUGGAACAGGCAAAACUUUUGGUUUGGGUCCCGAUUCCAAUCAAGGAAACUUUGGAGGAUCCCAGUGCAAAGAUAAAUGUAUUGCUACAGGCAUAUAUCUCACGGUUAACGCUUGAGGGUUUUUCUUUGACAUCUGACAUGGUUUACAUUACUCAGACUGCUGGACGUCUUCUGCGAGCUCUUUAUGAAAUUGUAUUGAAGCGGGGAUGGGCUCAACUGGCAGAGAAGGCUCUGAGCUUGUCUAAAAUGGUUGAUAAGCGGAUGUGGAGUGUCCAGACACCCCUUCGUCAGUUUCACGGAAUUCCCAAUGAGACUUUGAUGAUGUUGGAAAAGAAGGAUUUGGUGUGGGAGAGAUACUGUGAUCUAUCGUCACAGGAUUUAGGUGAGCUUUUUCGUAGACCUAAAAUGGGCAGGCCGCUUUACAAGCUCAUCCACCAGGUCCCAAAGUUGAUUCUUUCUGCACAUGUUCAGCCUAUUACUCGAUCUGUUCUACGGGUGGAGCUCACAGUUACACCUGAUUUCCAGUGGGACGACAAAAUUCAUAAAUAUGUUGAGCCGUUUUGGAUAAUUGUGGAUAAUCCACAGAGUCCUGAAUUCUUGAUAGGGAAACUGGAAGAAGUCGACCCUUUUGUUAGCCAAAUCAGUGAGGAAACACUGAAGGAGACACUGCGCCAUGGUAUUGGGUACUUGCAUGAGGGUUUAAGCAGUCUAGAUCAGGAGAUAGUGAUACAGCUCUUUGAAGCUGGCCGGAUUCAGGCUUGUGUGAUGAGCAGUUCAUUGUGUUGGGGCACUCCAUUAACUGCGCAUUUGGUAGUCAUAAUGGGGACACAGUAUUACGAUGUGAGGGAAAAUUCACAUUCUGAUUAUCCCGUCUCCGAUCUGCUUCAGAUGAUGGGGCUUGCUAGCCGACCGCUUCUUGACAAUACCGGGAAGUGUGUGAUCUUUUGUCACGCACCACGAAGAGAGUAUUACAAGAAGUUUCUGUACGAAGCCUUACCUGUGGAAAGUCAUUUCCAGUAUUUCUUGCAUGAUAAUUUCAAUUCAGAAGUGGUUGCUGGGGUUAUAGAGAACAAGCAAGAUGCUGUGGAUUAUCUUACGUGGACUUUCAUGUACAGGAGGCUUCUCCAGAACCCUAACUACUACAAUCUCCAAGGUGUUAGCCACAAGCAUUUGUCUGAUCACUUAACAGAGCUGGUUGAGAAUACCUUGUCUGAUCUUGAAGCCAGUAAAUGCAUUGAGAUAGAAGAUGAGACGGAACUCUCUCCUCUCAACCUUGGUAUGAUUGCUUCUUAUUAUUACAUCAGUUGUACCACCGUUAAGCGCUUCAGUUCUCUGUUGUCUUCUAAAACCAAGAUGAAGGGUCUUCUUGAGAUCUUAACAUCAGCUUCGGAGUAUGACUUGAUCCCUAUACGUCCUGGGGAAGAGGACACAGUUCGGAGACUAAUCAAUCACCAGAGGUUCUCUUUUGAAAACCAAAACUGCACAGACCCUCAUGUGAAGGCAAACGUGCUUCUUCAAGCGCAUUUCUCAAGGCAAAACAUCGACGGGAACUUGGUAAUGGAUCAGUGUGAUGUCCUUAUAUCUGCAACCAGACUUCUUCAAGCGAUGGUUAAUGUGAUAUCAAGCAAUGGCUGGCUAAAUCUUGCUCUGUUAGCUAUGGAAGUAAGCCAGAUGGUAACUCAAGGCAUGUGGGAGCAGGACUCCAUGCUUCUGCAGCUCCCUCACUUCACAGAGGACUUGGCCAAGAGGUGUCAAGAGAAUCCGGGGAAAAAUAUUAAAACCGUUUUUGAUCUUAUGGAGAUGGAGGACGUAGAACGCCAAGAGCUUCUCAAGAUGCAAAACGCUCAGCUUCUCGACAUUGCCAGAUUCUGCAACCGCUUUCCAAACAUCGAGCUUGCUUAUGAGGUUGUGGGCAGUGAAGAGGUGACCCCAAGGAAAGUGAUUACAUUGCAAGUGAUGCUUGAGAGAGACAUGGAGGGGAGGACGGAAGUGGGACCCGUGGAUUCACUCAGGUAUUCCAAGAGCAAAGAAGAAGGAUGGUGGCUGGUUGUGGGAGACAACAAGACAAACCAGUUGCUGGCUAUCAAGCGUGUCUCAUUGCAAUGGAAAGCGAAGGUGAAUCUGGAUUUCACAGUACCGAGUGAACCAGGAGAAAAGUCAUACACAUUAUACUUCAUGUGCGACUCUUACAAGGGCUGUGACCAAGAGUACUCUUUUUUGGUUGAUGUCAAAGGAUCUUGCGCUGGUAAUCACAUGGAAGAAUAAUGUUAUACAGGCCAUAUGCUGAUUCUGGGGAGUGGUAACGUGUCUUCCAGAUAGUCUCCAUACCGUUUGGAUCUCUGUACUCUCAACUUUCUGAGAAUAUAUAUUAAGGUGUAAUCGUUUAUCUGGUCUUAAACUAUCCCUCUGUUUGACGUGUAGGGAAUACUACA
Molecule: messenger RNA, 6606 nt
Organism: Camelina sativa (false flax)
Lineage: Eukaryota; Viridiplantae; Streptophyta; Magnoliopsida; Brassicales; Brassicaceae
Source: RefSeq, a predicted model, not a curated record